This is a messenger RNA of Cheilinus undulatus (humphead wrasse), 1358 nucleotides long. It is a transcript of the gene pdik1l, whose product is annotated as PDLIM1 interacting kinase 1 like. NCBI's taxonomy places the organism in Eukaryota, Metazoa, Chordata, Actinopteri, Labriformes, Labridae. Gene Ontology annotation, cellular component: autophagosome; cytoplasm. Gene Ontology annotation, biological process: axon extension; protein autophosphorylation; peptidyl-serine phosphorylation. The coding region runs from base 154 to 1179 and encodes 341 amino acids. Gene Ontology annotation, molecular function: ATP binding; protein serine/threonine kinase activity. The transcript is spliced from 3 exons. The record is from RefSeq and is a predicted model, not a curated record.
GCGCUGCUCCGCACAGCAGCUGCACGCGCUCACGUCCAGUGUUUGACAAAACCUCCUCGCGCGAGCAGAACGUGUGCGGCGGUAAUGGCUGCCAGGGAGAGGGAGGAAGACAACAAAUGAACCACAAAGAGACGAUUCAAAGUGAGGACUAGGAUGGUAAGCAGCCAGCCGAAGUACGAGCUGAUCCAGGAGGUGGGGCGUGGCAGUUACGGUGUGGUCUAUGAGGCAGUGGUGAAGCGCACAGGGGCCCGGGUGGCGGUCAAGAAGAUCCGCUGCCACUCUCCGGAGAAUGUGGAGCUUGCCUUGCGGGAGUUCUGGGCCCUCAGCAGCAUCCAAAGCCAGCACCCCAACGUCAUCCACCUGGAGGAGUGCAUCCUGCAGCGGGACCAGCUGGCCCAGAGGAUGAACCAUGGCUCCAGCUCCCCGCUCUACCUGGAGCUGGUGGAGACGUCUCUGAAGGGCGAGAUCACAUUUGACCCGUGCUGUGCCUACUACUUGUGGUUCGUCACCGACUUCUGUGAUGGUGGCGACAUGAACGCCUACCUGCUUUCCAGGAAGCCCAGCCGCAAGACCAACACCAGCUUCAUGCUGCAGCUGGGCAGCGCCCUAGCCUUCCUGCACCGCAACCAGAUCAUACACCGCGACCUCAAACCGGACAACAUCCUCAUCUCCCAGGCCUGCACGCCAGCCGGCUCCUGCGAGCCCACCCUCAAAGUGGCUGACUUUGGCCUGAGUAAGGUGUGCUCCACCUCUGGGCUCAACCCAGAGGAGCCGGCCAGCGUCAACAAGUGCUUCCUGUCCACGGCCUGCGGAACAGACUUCUACAUGGCCCCCGAGGUCUGGGAGGGACACUACACGGCUAAGGCGGAUAUCUUCGCCCUGGGUGUGAUUAUUUGGGCCAUGGUGGAGCGCAUCACCUUUGUGGAUGUGGAGACUCAGAAGGAGCUGCUGGGGAGCUACGUGCAGCAGGGCUCAGAGAUUGUCCCUUUAGGGGAGGCUCUGUUAGAGAACCCAAAGAUGGAGCUGCUGAUCCCUGCCCGCAAAAAGAGCAUGAACAGCCACAUGAAGCAGCUGAUCAGGGAGAUGCUGUCGGCCAACCCUCAGGAACGGCCCGACGCCUUUGAACUGGAGCUCAGACUGGUCCGUAUCGCCUGCAGAGAGCUGGACUGGGACACGUGAUGGACGAACGAACGGAGCCAUUGACUGAGCUGAUCAAGCACAUGUACACAUCUUCUCUUUUAAUGUUGAUCUGAAAGGUCACACUAUGGGAAUAAUGUUUUUUAACUAGGGAACAAUAAUUAGAAUAGUCAUUGUUUGUAUUCAUUCUUAAAGGAGAAUUCAGGUUUUCUUAAAUCUCA